Messenger RNA from Penicillium chermesinum, 1866 nucleotides. RefSeq names its product CCCH zinc finger protein. Bases 1 to 1866 code for a protein of 621 amino acids. Gene Ontology annotation, biological process: box C/D snoRNP assembly. Gene Ontology annotation, molecular function: RNA binding; metal ion binding. Gene Ontology annotation, cellular component: nucleus. The record is from RefSeq and is a predicted model, not a curated record. The transcript has 4 exons. NCBI's taxonomy places the organism in Eukaryota, Fungi, Ascomycota, Eurotiomycetes, Eurotiales, Aspergillaceae.
AUGGGCACUGGAAUGGCCGAGCAGGUCGGGGCCGAGGCCGAGGCCACGGAGGUCGAGGUCGAGGAGGUUAUUUUUCUCCGGACGCUGGACGUGACCGCAACUUCGUACAUGCCUCCUCCACCAUAUGCUCAUGCGCAAACCAACUAUCAGCAUCCUCAAACUCCUCAACCUCCGCAACCUCCGCAUGCCUACCAACCUUCACCGUACCCCCAACCGACUGGCUCGGCUCCCUACCACCCACUACCGGGCUACAAUGGCCCCCUCCCACCCACUACACCCUUUGCGACACAGGCCGCGCCUUAUCCCUCGCCGAUUCCAACACCUCAACAUGCCUCGCCACCUCCUAAUACACCGGUUAUGAUGGGAUCGGCUCCCUGGGGCGAGCAGAGCAUGCCUUACGGGGCACCUCCGGGCCAUGGACGGGGACAUCGGCCAUCCCAUCCACAUGGAAACCAUGGAAACCAUGGCCCUAAGUCGCGACACUCUCAUAAACGUGACCAUUCUGCUGCAUUCAACAAGCCCCAGACCGUACCCAGAACCCCCGCACCUCCACCUGUCCCCAGUUUUGGAAAUCCUUUACCCUGCAAACCACCUCCGGCGGCUGAUGCCACGCGCAAGCCGAAGAAGCGCAAGAGAAAGCACAACCAGCUCGGACUGACUCCGAAGACCGAGGAGCACGAGUCUAGUGAAGAGGAAGAGGACGCGGAUGAAGAAUCUAAAUUAGCGCCCGGAACCGGUUCUCUGCAGUUUACCUAUAAGGGACAAACCUCCAACCUACAGUCCGCAUCAGAUAUUGCGGCCUGGAUUGCCGAGCGAAAGAAGAGAUUCCCCACUGCAGCCCGUAUUGAAGAGAAGAAGAAAGCCGGGGAAGAGGCGAAAGCAGCCCGUGACGCCCUGCGUCGAGAGAAGGAGAAAGCCAAGCAGCAAGAAAAGCAAGAAAAACAAGACAAACAAGAAACCCUCAAGGAUGACAAAGAGCCGAAGCGGAAGCUGAGUGAUGCACAGGCCGACCCGGCCAUCGACGCGGCGAUGAAGGCCCAGCGCAAGGCAGACAAGAUUCGUCGCAACUUGGACCGCGAGCAAAAGCGCUUUGCUAAGGCCGAAGCGGAGGCGGAGGCGGCCCGUUUGAAGGUCGCGGCUCUGCAGAAACAAGUGCUGGGUUUAGACCCCGAUCUAGGCCUAUCAAACGGUUCCACAGAAUCUCACGGGCUUCCAGCCUCAUGCAAUGGUACCGGUCCAACAGAGGGCGAAAUGGCUCUGGCUACGGCCACUGCCACGGCUGCAGCUACUACAGCCGAGACUACAGUUGAAGCCACGAUGGCAGAGGCUACAGCUGAACUCAAAGUCGAUGACCAACCCCCCGGACUACAGGCUGACCCAAUCCCCAUGUCUGUAGAGCCACCGCUGAAAGCGAGCGACAGCAUGAUUGAACCGGGCGAUGCAAUGGAUGUGAAUUCCGACAACUCCGACAGCAGUGACUGGACGUCCUCUAGUGGAUCGGAGUCCGGAUCGGACGAGGAUGAUGAAGACUCUGCGCCGGAGGUUGCGAGCAUACGGCGCGAGGGACCCGAAAGGGUGCCGCCGCCACCUCGCGAAAGCAAAAAGCCCGUUUGCCGACAUUUCGCUCGCACUGGGCAGUGCCAGCGCGGCGACAAGUGUAAAUUCGUACAUGACGUACGCGAUCGUGUGACGAAGACUAAAGUGGUUGAAAAGAAAGGGCGCAAGGGGCUUUUCCAGGCUUUACUGGAACGGCAGAAGGAAGAGGAGGACCGGCGCGCCAUGGAAGUGAUAAGCUGGUUGGGCGAGAAUGGUUUACUGACGAGCCCGGUGAAUGGUGCCCGCAUACCCCUGCCGGCAUUAGGCUAA